Molecule: messenger RNA, 443 nt
Organism: Racocetra fulgida
Lineage: Eukaryota; Fungi; Glomeromycota; Glomeromycetes; Diversisporales; Gigasporaceae
Source: the annotation of a GenBank genome assembly
UUCCAUUAGACUUCAUUUUGGACAUUCAUGCAUUCGACUUUAAACAGUCGCCUGUUUCACAAUUGGUAUCACCACAAACCUUAAAUGAGGAUGAUGCAGAAAAUGGACAUGGCCAUAACCACGAUCAUAUUGAUGAGGAGGUUAAAACCAUAUGUUUAACUGAAUUCCCGUCACCUACCAUUGAUUUGACCAAAAUAGAGCAAUGGAUUCAAUGUUUGUUAUGGGAGAAAAUUGUUCCAACAUAUGACACUACAUCAUGCCAAACUAAUCCUCAAAUAACAAUUUUAAGGCUUAAGAGUAUUUUAACACCGAAUCAUGAUCUAAAAUCGCGUGUUGUCGUGCAAGGGGUUCAAGAGUUGUACGAUUUACAAUACAUUCCUAGUGAUAUAAGUGAUUUAGAUGAAUCUGAAAGUACUGGGAAUAAAGUAAUGGUAAAAGACAAG